Brassica oleracea var. oleracea is the source of this 1037-nucleotide messenger RNA. RefSeq lists its product as uncharacterized. The record is from RefSeq and is a predicted model, not a curated record. The transcript is spliced from 4 exons. NCBI's taxonomy places the organism in Eukaryota, Viridiplantae, Streptophyta, Magnoliopsida, Brassicales, Brassicaceae. The coding region runs from base 54 to 866 and encodes 270 amino acids.
ACCUUGUGUUCGUUCUCUUUAUCCACGCUGCUAUUGUAAGAAGACGACCAAAGAUGGUGACGACGACGAGCGUCGUCGGAGCUCCGUUGGUGGUUGCUCGGUCUAGACGGAUUCCGACGACCCUCAAGUGCUUCGCUUCCACCGCGAACUCCGAGCUUCUCCGCUCCCAGCUCGAUCGGCUUCACGCGGAGGCAGAGUCCACUCGUGCUAAAGCAAAUAGUAAUAGGUUGAGACUUUUGAGAUUAUCCGAAGCUGCAGAGAAUCUACGGAGACAAGCUUCUCUUCAUGUUCAGACGGGUAAAGAGAAUGACGCAAGAGAGUUGCUUCUCCAGAAGAAGAAAGUCAUGCAAGCUUUGGACAAGGCCAAAGCUCGUAUCGAGUUGCUCGAUACCCUUUCUUCAAAACUCAACGAGGCAAUAUCUCUCAAAGAAACACAGCUGAUUGGGAACAUAUCUUUAGAUCUCCAAGUAGAUAGUGACAAUACCUCAGAUGGAGUUCACAUUGUAUCUCCAAAGCCUGAAUCUACUGAAGAAGGGCAUGAGAAUGACCAAACUGACUUGGGCUUUGAGGAACACCAAGAAACUGUCGGUGGUACCGAUGAUAAUCAUGCACUGGAAGAGGCUUUAACUGGCAGCAUCUUCGGUGAAGUGUCUUCUUACGAGUCUUUCCUGGAGAAUCUAGACCAGAAACUUGGCAGAAUCGAGGGUGAGCUAGUCACUGUUGUGAAUGUUGCGUCGUUGGUGCUUAGUCAUGAAGAUAAACCCAAUAAUCUAAAGGUUCAGCAAACAUCAGAAAUUCUUGAAGAGAUUCGUUGUGUGAGGCAAAGGAUUGCAAGUAUCAUUUGCAAAGAAGCAAACAUCAGUUAGUGCCUCAAGCUCCUCUUCUUGGUAUGAACUGUUAUCAUUUCUAUACUCAUUCAGGUCUAUGGACAUUAUCUUGAUGUGAUGUGAAUAUUAAAUAUCUUCUAAGUUUGGUACAUUUAAUUUUGAUGUGAUAUGUACACAAAACACAACAUAGGAACAUAAACAUUCAUGACA